Messenger RNA from Eurytemora carolleeae, 448 nucleotides. RefSeq names its product lipase member H-A. The transcript has 5 exons. Lineage: Eukaryota; Metazoa; Arthropoda; Copepoda; Calanoida; Temoridae. Gene Ontology annotation, molecular function: lipase activity. The record is from RefSeq and is a predicted model, not a curated record. Bases 68 to 400 code for a protein of 110 amino acids.
AAUAUUUGCUAUAACAAAUAAUAAUAUUUCCAGAUUCUCAUUUGAAGUUGUACCGCAGUACGGUACAAUGCUAGAACUUGGGCAUGUAGAUUUCUAUCCAGGAUCAGAUCUUGAGUUUGGAUGGAACCAGCCCGGAUGCUGGCAGGUAGCUGAUAUAGGAUCCUGCUCACAUUCCAGGUCUCAUGAUCUCUUUAUCUCUAGUCUAGAGGCUCCAUGCCCAGCACUACAGGUAUGUGUCAACACAACUUUGAUACCUAAUAGUUGUAACAAUCUGACAGCAGUGCUACCUACUAUGGGGUACUAUGUAGACAGAGAAAAGUUUGAUGGCAGAGCUUUCACCGUUCUCACUGAUGCAAAACUGCCCUUCUGUGUUACUGAGGAAUAUAACAAUCUUUUAUAACAAUUUUUUUAUAACAGUAUUUUUAAUUAAAUAAACUAAUUUUUGUAA